AUGUCGUCCGCCUCCUUUGAGCAGGACUAUGAUUUGCUCCUCCCUGGAGAAGGCGACCCCAGAGAUGCGUUUUCGAAACGGUCAAGAAGUUCGAGAAGGUCGCCGUGGGAACUGAACAAGUGGACUCUGUUGGUUGGCAUCUCCCUGAUUGUGGGAUCCGUCUCCGUUGCUUCUCUGUUCGGUCCGAUCUCGUUGUCGCGGCGAGGUCGGUUUCCUACUUGCAGUCGUCCCGUUGUUCGGCGCGAGUGGCGUGCCUUGACACCAGACGAAAGAACGCACUUCACCAAUGCUGUAGAAUGUUUGAGCUCAGUGCCAUCAACUCAGGGCUUACAUGGAUCCCUCUACGAUGACUUCGCUUUUCUGCACUUGCAAUUCGGUUCCCGGUAUAUGCGCUGGUUUUAUGGGAAACCGCUUUGCGUGAACAGUGUGGCUUCAAAGGAUCGAUACCGUAUGUCUGGAUCAGCAGCAAUCUGGAUAGUAUUGAUGUGUUAA
This is a messenger RNA of Colletotrichum destructivum, 492 nucleotides long. RefSeq names its product Putative di-copper centre-containing domain superfamily. NCBI's taxonomy places the organism in Eukaryota, Fungi, Ascomycota, Sordariomycetes, Glomerellales, Glomerellaceae. The transcript is spliced from 3 exons. The coding region runs from base 1 to 492 and encodes 163 amino acids. The record is from RefSeq and is a predicted model, not a curated record.